Pieris macdunnoughi is the source of this 243-nucleotide messenger RNA. The record is from the annotation of a GenBank genome assembly. NCBI's taxonomy places the organism in Eukaryota, Metazoa, Arthropoda, Insecta, Lepidoptera, Pieridae.
AUGGCAAUAUCGUCCCCGCCAGCCUGGCUCGCAGAGACAAGCGCCUCCCCGGCAUACUCCAUGUCUGCAUGCUCUUGUGCAUUCCCCUCCUCUUCGCCCCACCUCACAGUGAUUGCCUCCAAGCCCAGGUGGACAACGACACUUAUUGACUCCCUUGCAGCGACCACCGUUCAGACAUGGGAUCACACACUUUGCUGGGGAAAAACAUUUUUACAAAUAAAUGACAAAACCCAACUCAUCUAA